Metschnikowia bicuspidata var. bicuspidata NRRL YB-4993 is the source of this 352-nucleotide messenger RNA. RefSeq lists its product as uncharacterized. The record is from RefSeq and is a predicted model, not a curated record. The coding region runs from base 166 to 345 and encodes 59 amino acids. The transcript has a single exon. Lineage: Eukaryota; Fungi; Ascomycota; Pichiomycetes; Serinales; Metschnikowiaceae.
AUCCUGUUAAGACUGAUGAAUAUUAUGGUUUAAAUCUGGAAUAAAGCUUUUGAUAGCUGGUGAUGGGAAAGUUACAGUCGCGGGUCCUUAGGAGAACACUACAACAACUGCGAAACAUACUGGUGGCAAGAGCUAAAAUUUAGCAAACCCAUGAGCUUGAACUCAAUGUUGGCCCCAGCCGACAACUCAUUGGAGAAUUUAACAAAAUUAAAUUGGUUCGUCACCACGAUCUUCAAGGUCUACACCAGAAGGCGUGGCGAGUCGCAGGAAGUGGGCUCCUUAAGUCCGCUACAACCAGCCGAGUUGAAGCGACUACUACAGGAGACCUAUCCUAGGAGUCUAUGACGUAAUA